Molecule: messenger RNA, 756 nt
Organism: Morus notabilis
Lineage: Eukaryota; Viridiplantae; Streptophyta; Magnoliopsida; Rosales; Moraceae
Exons: 2
Coding region: 123-425 (100 amino acids)
Source: RefSeq, a predicted model, not a curated record
UUCUCUUGAUCUCUUCUCUUCCUUCACCUCCCAUAAAUUAGAAACAGAACGGAGCUUCAGCCGUCGCUUACUCGCUAUCGCUGCCAGCUUUAAACCAAAUCAAAGAAAACAAGUGACCGGCCAUGGCGUUCAACAACGGUCUCAGAUCCGUCGCGAAGCAGCUUCUCGCUACCUCCGAAUCUUCUCUAUUGUCCAAAUCAGGGACUAGAGGUUUCCACUCAACUGGAGUGAAAAGGAUGGGUGAAGGACAUGCACAUGGCCAUGAUGAGGCUUACUACUUACACGCCAAACACAUGUACAACUUGGACAGGAUGAAGUACCAGAAAGUGAAGAUGCCUCUUGCCGUCUUCACUGCCUUUAGCAUUGGUGUUGCUGUUCCCGUUUAUGCAGUUAUUUUUCAGCAAAAGAAGACUGCAUCUGGUUAGCUUCUCAUAAAAUGCUGUGUCAUCUGCAAUAAUAGGGGUGGCUUUCGGAUUCCUUUCUAGUAGAAUAUUUUGUGGAUUUGAGCGGUUUGCGGCUCCCAUACAUUUUGGUGUUCUUACUCUUUGCAUUUGAUUGAACUAAGUUUCCAAAUCCGCGACAGUCAAUAAGAUAUUGUUUAAUGAUGGCUUCAGACUAUAUGCUCUUCUAAAGGUAUAGCAUCAACAUCCCGUGGAUUUGAGAUGCCUCUUGUGCACAUCAUUUUUCGCAGUGACAAAAUUACAUUCUUUUUUUUUUUAGACUGCUCGAUAGUAAAAUUUCUUUAUGCUUUCUUUU